Molecule: messenger RNA, 5268 nt
Organism: Cimex lectularius (bed bug)
Lineage: Eukaryota; Metazoa; Arthropoda; Insecta; Hemiptera; Cimicidae
Gene: rols
Product: protein TANC2
Exons: 25
Coding region: 93-4409 (1438 amino acids)
Molecular function (GO): protein binding
Source: RefSeq, a predicted model, not a curated record
CACGGGCUGAGGGUGGACAGUCAGCCGAAAGGAACCGGCCGCGUAGCAUGUCGGUCCGUGAGUGUAUGUUUUGUGCAUAGUUGAACAGUGACAUGCCGCGACCUCUCAGCAAGGGACGCCCCAAUGGCAGCCUCAGCUUCAGCGUUCUCGGUAGGUUGACAAGACCAGUGCAGCUUUUCUUCCCAUCGUGUCAUCUCGCGGCUAUCAGAAAACUUUUAGAAGCCGAAGAGCCGAGUGAGACGUGCCCCAGCUGCGAAAUGCCGUUUGACAAAGGUAAAAAGAGGAAGCUGAUCGACACAUGCGGCCACGAAAGAUGCUACUCUUGCAUGUUCACCAACGAGAUAUGCCCCCUCUGCAAUCCCCACCAUGCGAAUUCUCCAGUGAAGAAAAUGCCUGGGACGGGUUUGAGGGACUCCCAGGGCACUCUGAACACAGAAAGCAGGCAGAGAACCGGGGUUAAGACAAACGGCCACCUUUACAUGCAGGCGAGGACCGACCAGACGAGGGACACAUCUCCGAGUCGACUCCCGAGGCCGAACAAAGAAUGCUGCAACCAUCCCUGCAACGCCAUGACACAGAGCUGCCCUACUCCGCCCCAGGGCCGAAAGAAGUUCUUCCUCAGCCCCAAGGCCCUCAGGAACCCGUGGGGUCUCAGGAAUUCUUCCAGGGCCCCUUCGGACAAUGCCCUUUCUGCGUUUAUGACUUCAUCGGCCUCUGCAGCGAUGGAGUCGCGGAGGUGGUCUUCAGUUGUGCUGGGGAAAAUAAAAUCACUCUGGAGUUCCUCAUCCUCGGCAAUGACAGGCCUCAAUCAACUAGUAUCAGAUGAUGAAGGUGGUAAUAUUAAACCGGUAUGCCAGCCGAAAAAGAGCUCCCAGCAAGACAUGUACAUGCGGCUGGGUCUUUUACUCGGAGAAAAUGCAAAGAGAUCCAACUCGAGGACUGGUAAUCGUAGCUCAAGAAGCCACGAUUCAAUAUCAUCCUUGGCAAGUUUGGAGGCGCACACAUUAGCUUCAACCAACACCAGUCCUGUCUCGACAUUGACAGGUUCGUCAGAAGCUGAUCCCCAUAGGACGUUGAAAGAACCUUCAUCCGAUAGCGUCGGGUCAUUAAUGUCGAUGUCAGGUCAUAGCAACUGUUCUUCAAGUCCACUUCAACGCAGGCAUUCCCUAACAACAUCCCAUCCAGGACAACAGCAAGAGCUCAACGCAUUCAAAAACAGAAAACAGAGCAUUAGGAGGUCAGCAAGGUCUGGUACAGUCAAAGGGCCCAUUGACCCUAAAGUAAGAUUCGCUCAAUAUCGUGCACAGCAGUUACCAUUGAAGCCGUUAUUCUUUGAAGUGCCGGUUCAAGAGUCGGAUCCCAUCUUCAUCGGUCGCGAUGGGAUUGUGAAGGAAAUCGAGCAUUGCCUCGGAACGUCUUUGCCGGGUGUGCUCAUUUCGGGGCAUCCAGGAACUGGAAAAACCGCCUUGAUGUUGCAGCUAGUCGAAUAUAGCUGUUUUGGUCGUAGGAAGCAAGAUCUUCAUGUUUACAAUGGCAAAGACAGGCCAAAUCCAAGCUCAAGCACAACUCAAAGCAUAUACUGUCAAAUUAAUCUAGUCUCAGAGAGAAUUCAACGUCUCGCAUCUCAUGUCGUAGCGUAUCAUUUUUGUCAGUCCGAUAACAAUUCUACAUGUCACGUUCCCGAUUUCAUACACUCCAUCGCAGCCCAACUGUGCCAAGCACCACAGCUAUCGGCAUACAAGGAAUAUUUACAGACUGAACCUCACGUUUUGGCAUACUUAACAAUUAAAGAAUGCAUGGCUGACCCAGACGGAGCAUGGCGCCAUGGCGUACUUGAACCCCUAUCAGCUCUGAGGCGUGUCGGAAAGCUAUCAGGGGUCAAAUGUAUUAUUCUGAUCGAUGGCCUUUGUGAAGCUGAGUACCACAGGCCUGAUACUGGAGACACGAUCGCUUCAUUUGUUUCCAGGCAUUCGCAUGCCGGUCCAUCUUGGUUGAAGUUUGUACUUACAGUCAGAACCCAUAUGGACGAAGUGAUGACCACAAUGCCAUUCCAACAACUAAGUUUGGACAUAACGAGCACGCAUAGUGAGUCGCUUCAGAAGGACCUGCUCGACUAUAUCAACUAUAGGGUGACACACAGCCCAAGCAUCCAGUGUAACAUUAUAUCUGGAGCCAAUGGACAGUUUCGGUUCUGCCAGCACCUUGCUGGUUUAGCUAAGGGUUCGAUGCUCUUUGCCAAGCUCACACUCGACCUUAUCGAAAGAGGCAGCCUUGUAGCGAAAUCUUCAAGCUACAAGGUCCUCCCAGUCAGCCUUGCACAGAUCUACCUCCUUCAUUUCAAUCUACGCUUUCCGACUAACAAAUCCUUCGAGAAGGUCGCUCCGAUAAUAAGCGUCUGCCUAGCAGCUCUUUACCCACUUACGCUUCUUGAAAUUUAUUAUUCGGUCAAUUCGUUAAAUACAGUCGAUUUUCUAUCUUGGGAUGAGUUUCUACAGCGCUUUAAGUGCUUGUCGGGCCUUCUGAUCAAACGUAUGGAUAACACAUACAUGUUUUUCCAUCCAUCCUUUAGGGAGUGGCUGAUUAGGCGGGAUGAAGGAGAGAGCAUUAAAUUUUUAUGUGAUCUCAGAAAUGGCCAUGCUGGUAUCGUAUUCAGGCUAUCUAGAUUAGAAGCACCUCUCGAUGCUGACAAAACUUUGGAACUUGGCCAUCACAUUUUAAAAGCGCAUAUUUACAAAAACAUGACUCUUCACAGAAACCCUUCUCGAGACCUUCAAGCACAUUGGGUUGCCAAUAUGGCUGCGGAUGUUUCUGGUGCAAUUUGCUCCUUGAGAAACAUAUACAGUCCUAAUGUCAUGGUUUCCCGUUUAUUGUUGCUCGCUGGUGCGGAUCCUAAUCAUUUAACGGAGAAUCUAGGCCGAGCUCCAGUGCUAUGUUUGUAUGCACAUGAAGGCUGCCAAGAGAUGGUCAGUCUUCUUCUGGAAUUCGGUGCCAGCGUACACACGGCGAACAGCCAGGGUAGCACCGCCUUGAUCCUGGCUUCAACAAGAGGACAUAUGCAUGUUGUGAGCCAACUCAUUGCAGCGGGUGCUUCACUAGGCCAUGUUGACACUGGUGGAAAGUGUGCUUUGGUGCAUGCAGCGAGAAACGGCCAUCUGAAUGUAGUGAGUUAUCUGAUCUCAUGUGACUGGAUGAUCCAGGACAACAAAAACGAAGUAGAGUUAGCACCUGCCUUACAGCAAGCUCUGGUUGCUGCUGCUGCCCAAGGACAUGUCGAAAUUGUGGAAUAUCUGCUGGACCUAGCAGAGGUGUCUCCGAGUAUGUGUGACAAGCUGACAGGAGAGACUCCACUCACUGUUGCUGCCAUGAACGGCUGUACAGAAAUAUGUUCAACUCUCGUGGCCAGGGGUGCCCACAUUUCACAAGUCAACCAAAGGAAUCUUUCUCCACUCGUUCUGGCGGUGAAAGAAGGUCAUUGGGUGGUGGCUGAAAAAUUGCUACAGUUGCAUGCCCCAGUCGAACAGGUCGAUGACCAAGGUAGAUCGCCAUUGAUGGUCGCUGCGUCAGAAGGCCAUGUCGGCCUGAUCGAGCUACUUUUGGAUAAGGGAGCCGACUUAGAUAAAGAGGACAAACAAGGACAGACUGCACUCGUCUGGGCUUGUUCGAGAGGUCGGCUCCAGGCGGCGCAGGCUCUAUUAGAUCGAGGAGCGAGGGUAAACCAGGUCGAUGUAGUUGGCAAGAUCCCGUUGGACCAUGCAGCAGCUCAGGGCAAUCCAGCUCUUGUUCAAAUUCUGCUGGAGAGAGGUGCACUGCUGGAACAUGUAGACAUGAACGGACUCCGACCCCUUGACCAAGCGAUAUUAUACCGCAAUAUCCCUGUAGUACAGAUAUUUUUAAAAAAAGGUGCUAAACUUGGGCCAACUACUUGGACAUUAUCAGAAGGCAAAAAUGACAUUAUGAUUGUUUUGCUCAAUAAACUGUUGGAAGAUGGGAAUGUGUUAUAUAGGAAAAACAGAUUACAAGAAUCUGCUCACCGUUACAAUUAUGCCUUGAAUAAGUUUCCCCCUCUUGAAACCCUCGAUUCAUCUUUCAGACAGCUAAGGCUCAACUUUUUGCUCAAUCACUCAAGGUGCAAACGAAAAAUGAAUGAGCCACAGGCAGCAGUGGACCUUGCAACACAGGUUUUGAAACAAAAACCUGACUGCUACGAGGCGUACUACACAAGGGCAAAAGCACAUGUUGACCUCAGGGAGUACGAUAAUGCUUUGCAGGAUGUGCAAGAAGCGCUUAUGCUCGUGCCACCCCAGAACAAAGACAUCAAGCGCAUCUUGCUCACGUUGAGGGAUGAGAUCAGGUUUGGUAAAACAACUGCCUCGGUUGACACUCUAAAUCAAUCCGUAACCAGCCUGUGAAUUAGUAGUUAUAAUAUUUUAAUGUAUUGGUGUUUUUUUUUUGUAAUUAAUCUGUAACUUUAAUUUUAAAAGUGAAAUCAAAGACUGGUCUUUUCCUAACUGUGCCAAGACUUGUUGUAGGUUCAGCAAUUUUUAUACUUAGCUCUUGCAUCUUCCUUAUUAUUAUAUAUAUUUAUAUACUCAUAGUGCUAAGCACUUUGUUAUUAAGUCUGUACUUCUUCGGUUCAAUUUUUUCUCCUAUUCUCUUGCCAUGAAUGUAAAGAACUGUAUGUACGAUAUAGAUUAUAUUUAUAUUAUUUUGUUAGUAGUUUUUUCUUUUAAUAGUUCCAAUUAAGCAUUGGUUUUCUUUUGUCUUGUUAAGAAACCUACAAUAGGUUGUCAUCGGCUUCAAGCUGGAAUUUUUAAAAAUUAAAAUUAAAAAAUUAAAAAACAUUUUAAAAAGUGUCAGUUAUGUAUGAGAAAAAUGUUAUUUAAAGAAGAAAUAUAAUUAUUAAUUUAUUAAAUUAGAUAAAUUUUAAUAAUGUUGUUUGUAAUAGUUUAACUUUGAGUGAGCAAAAAGUGCUUAAUAUUAAGUAUCGAAGUGCAAAAUCUAUUUUACGAUUGUCUAAAUAUGCGCUUCUUUACUUUAAAAGACGUUUGUUUUGUAUAACUAUUUUGAAAACAGUAACAGAUUAAAUGUUUGCAAGUUGUAAUACUGUCAGAUCAGAAAUUUUCAUUCAAAAUAAUAUAAAAAUACAAAAGAAAAAGCAUAAAAUUAAAUAUAACAACCCAGUCUUCCCCAAAAACUAAAGGGUAUACGUAUUAAGAAUGGAAAAAUUGUUGUUUAAUAAUGUUUUGACAAUAAACAAUUACAUCACCA